Molecule: messenger RNA, 742 nt
Organism: Cylicocyclus nassatus
Lineage: Eukaryota; Metazoa; Nematoda; Chromadorea; Rhabditida; Strongylidae
Source: the annotation of a GenBank genome assembly
AUGAACUCGUUCACUACAUCUACUAGCACAUCCACUACGAUAACAAGUACUGCUGUUAAGCGAGAGGAAGAAAAACGAGACAAUACCGUCACUAUCAUAAUAGUGGUGGUUGUAGUGUUCUUCGUUGUUUUCGUGCUUGGGGUCACUUGGGGCUUAGUGAUAGAGCAUAGGAGAAAAAAGCGAAAAUUGAUAAUGUUCAAGAAAAUGGAAAUUCGCGACGAAGAACGGAGAAGACGACGAAAGCUGCGAAAAAAGAGAGAAAGAGCUAGAAGAAAAAAGAAAAAAGAAGCGAAAAAGCGACUAGAGCAAGCCGAUAACCAGCUGAAACAAGCGCUGGAAGAGUAUCUUACUGGCCAGACCGAAACUUACGGCACUACCGAUGAGCAAGAGACUGACUCCACAAGGGGACCGACUGGACAAAGCCCUUCUGUGUCCGCUUCAUCUGCGACGACCUCAGCUGCCACACACUCCGAAUCGGCUACCAAAGUCCCACCCGUGAAAGUGACAGCCUCAGAAGCGAGCGUACCCGCUUCACGAGGUAGAACGCCAAAGUCUGAGAAAGUUGGAGUGGUGGUAGGUGGAGAUCAGAUUGCUCUGUAAUGUCGCAAAGAAUCAUUUGAAUUGUGGAUAAGAUUUAUAACUUCCAAUAAGAUGUAAUACUUUGUUUCAUGCAGUAGAUUAACAUCUGUCUUAUUACUCAAAUUUAUGCUUACUCGUAUGUUCAACAUGAAAAUAAAGAGGA